This is a messenger RNA of Engraulis encrasicolus (European anchovy), 1023 nucleotides long. It is a transcript of the gene pbdc1, whose product is annotated as polysaccharide biosynthesis domain containing 1. Gene Ontology annotation, cellular component: cytoplasm. The record is from RefSeq and is a predicted model, not a curated record. Bases 83 to 604 code for a protein of 173 amino acids. NCBI's taxonomy places the organism in Eukaryota, Metazoa, Chordata, Actinopteri, Clupeiformes, Engraulidae. The transcript is spliced from 6 exons.
CCACGCCUCUUACGUAUGACGCAAUUACGUCGAGAGGAAGAGUUUCAGGAAAAACGUGUACGGCACAUUGCUAGUAAUAAUCAUGGAUUCAACUGAAUCAAUAUUAUCCUCCUUGGGCGUGGAGCGUGCUUCGGCAGCGGCACAUGCUCUGUCUCUCCCUGCGGAUGCAUAUGGCAAUGAUCCCCAACUGGAGAUGAUGUGGGCCAUGAAGGCAUACAACCAUGCAGAAGUGUACUUCAACUUGAUUUCUUCAGUGGAUCCCAAGUUUCUCAAACUAACAAAACAAGAUGACAACAUCCAUUCUGCGUUCACUGAGAGCUUCAGUGACCUCAACCUGGAUGUUCUGGACCCAGACCACCUGAAGACUCCUGAGGCUAAAGAGAGAUGGAGACCAUUCUGUAAUCAGUUUGAAGGCGUUGUUGAUGACUUCAACUACGGUACACUGCUUCGUCUGGACAGCAAGAAAGACUACACAGAGGAAAACACAAUUUUCGCCACCAGAAUCCAGUUUUUUGCCAUCGAAAUCGCCCGUAACCGUGGAGGCUUCAACGAUACAGUGUUUAACGCUAAAGCCAAGCAACAGAAUGAGAAACAGAGUUCGUAGCCAGCAAAAGUGGCGUCACCCAUGGCCUUUAGUGUGUAAAGUCUUUCUGUGAUAUGAGAAAGCGGAGAGUGCUAACUGGAGAAUGGAUCAUUGAGACAGAAGUAUUUAAUUAAAACUGGAAGAUAUUUUGUUGCAGGUGGCAUCAUGUCUAAAGAUGUUCAGUGCCAAGGUAGUCUUCCAGGAUCAGUAAAUCUGUCCAUUUUAUGUUUGUUUCACAACAUUUGUGACGAAAAGAGGAGUGGCACUAUUGUAAGUGAAUACCGCUAUCUCCUUUUUAAAACGACGUUCCCAAUGCUAUACCCAACAUGUAUUCUUUCUGUAUGGUCAAGUGUACCUUUUCAACCAAGUGGGUAGCAAGUUUUUUUUUGUUUAAAACUGAAUUAUGCAGAAUAAAAAUGGAGCUUCAUGUAUACAAACCA